AUCGGCCCUGUAGCACUGGCCCACUACACCAUGGGCUGACAUGCACACACAUUCCACAGCAAGACAACCUCUCUCAAGGUUUGGGUCACAGUGGCAGGGCUCCUUGCCACUCUGGUCACCUGCACAGAGCCAUUCUGGAAGUUGGCUGGGUCGGCUGGGGACCCAGACUGGGUAAAGGAUGGGGGUCCUGUCCAUCACAUGGCUGGGCUGGUCAUGCCAGUCCUCCACCAUCUCCUAGGCUUGUUUUCCAUCCCACAACCUGCCAAAAUCUGAAGCAUAGCCACAUCUCUGCCCUGCCCAGGAAGUCCUGGGGCAAUGUCGGCAUCAUUAAAUGCUUACAGAAGUUGAUGUGCCUCUUGCAUAGGUCAGGUGGAAGCAGGAGGUGUGGCAGGGUGGUGAAGGAAACCUGUAGAUCAUGUCAGGAAGAAACACAUCUUGUGACGCCUUGACCGCCCACUUGAAGCACAGGGACAGUCAUCCCCAAACUGAGCAGCACCAGGCAGCCUCACUUCAGAGACACACCCGGCUCUGCAACUCCCAGCCACAGCUUCUCCGGUACCCCUGCCACCAGCACCCCGUGGGACAUGGCUGCCCAGAGAGUAGCCAUCAUCGGUGCCGGUGCCUCUGGCCUGUGUGCCCUGAAAUGCUGUCUGGAGGAGGGGCUGGAGCCCACCUGCUUUGAGAGGAGCAAGGACAUCGGGGGGCUGUGGCGCUUUGAGGAGCGCCCCGAGGACGGCCGUGCCAGCAUCUACCGCUCCGUCAUCAUCAACACCUCCAAGGAGAUGAUGUGCUUCAGCGACUUCCCCAUCCCUGAGGACUUCCCCAACUACAUGCACAACUCCAAGAUCAUGGAGUAUUUCCGCAUGUACGCCCAGCACUUCGACCUGCUCCGCCACAUCCGCUUCAGGACCAGCGUGUGCCGCGUGUCCAAGCGUCCCGACUUCGCCAGCAGCGGCCAGUGGGAGGUGGUGACGGAGAGCCAGGGGAAGCAGGAGGCGGCCGUCUUUGACGCCGUGCUGGUGUGCAGUGGGCACCACACCGACGCACAUCUCCCUCUCAGUUCCUUCCCAGGGCUGGAAAAGUUUGAGGGCUGCUAUCUGCACAGCCGGGACUACAAGAGCCCUCAGCCCUUCAUGGAAAAACAGGUGGUCGUGGUUGGCGUUGGGAAUUCAGGCAUCGAUAUUGCAGUGGAGCUGAGCCACACAGCCAAGCAGGUUUUCCUCAGCACCAGGCACGGGUCCUGGGUGCUGCACCGGGUAGCAGAGAGCGGAUACCCCUUUGAUUUCUGCUACAUCAGCCGCUUCACGCAGCUCCUCCAGAACCUGCUGCCCCCGAGUAUCAUCAGUUUCUUCCUGGAGCGGAAGCUGAACGCCCGCUUUGACCACAGUCUCUAUGGCCUAAAGCCCAAGCACCGGGUCCUUCACCAGCACCUGACCAUCAACGAUGACCUGCCCAACCGCAUCAUUUCGGGCCGGGUGCGGGUGAAGCCGAACAUCCAGGAGUUCACGGAGACAUCUGCCAUCUUUGAGGAUGGCACCAGGGAAGACGUCGAUGCCGUAGUUUUUGCCACGGGAUACAGCUUCUCCUUCCCGUUCCUCGAGGGCUUCAAGGUGGUGGAGAACCAGAUUCCCCUCUACAAAUUCAUGUUCCCCCCUGACCUGGAGAAGCCGACGCUGGCUUUCAUUGGCUUCAUCCAGCCCCUGGGUGCCAUCAUGCCCAUCUCCGAGCUCCAGUGUCGCUGGGCCACCCGUGUCUUCAAAGGGCUGCAGGGCCUGCCGCCACCCACCGACAUGCUGGCUGAAAUCACACAAACCAAGCAGAGAAUGGCUGAGCGGUACGUGAAGAGCCAGCGCCACACCAUCCAGGUGGAUUACAUCCCUUACAUGGAUGAGCUCGCCUGCCAGCUGGGAGUCAAGCCCAACCUGCUCACCCUGUUCCUCACAGACCCCAAGCUGGCGAUGGAGGUGGCCUUUGGGCCCUGCACGCCGUACCAGUACCGGCUGCGGGGCCCGGGCGCGUGGCCGGGGGCCAGGGGGGCCAUCCUCACCCAGCAGCAGCGCGUGGUCAGGGCCCUGCAGCCCCGGGCCAGCGGCCACCCUGCCUGCUCCAGCGCCGUGCCCCACGUCCUCACGGUGCUCUUCAGCAUCGGCAUGAUCGCGGCCACCCUCGUCUACGUCUCGCUCUCUCCUUAAGGGCAGGAGACAGCCCUUCCUGCUGGUAAUCUUCUCUUUUUCCUCUGGGAUUGUUAUAAAUAACUGUGUAGCUGUUGGGUUUUGUUGUUAUGUAUUGGUUUUUGCAAGUUGUUAUUGAUCGUAAUGAUUUUGGUAUAGUAUAGCUUGUAAUUAACUGCUUUAAUAUGUUAUAAUUGGUUAGUUUUAGUGGCCAAUGCCCUGGCCACGUGUAGAUAAAUGUAUAUUAUAGUUUAGGCUUUCGCAAAAUAGUAAAAUAGAGACUACGUGUUGUGCAUUGUAAUGUUAACUUUUGAAGAAGUAGCUAAUGCCUUUAUUUGUGUAAGUGACAAUGGUGAGAAUAGCUCAACGUUGUGAACUAGCUAAGGUUGAUUUAAUGUACUUAUAGAGUAUCUUAUCCGUAUGAUAACACUGAAAAAAACCCAGGUAAAUAAACAUCAAAAGAAGGAAUGCAAGGAGGAAUUUACUAACUCUUCGGUUACCAAGAACUGUCAA
This is a messenger RNA of Pseudopodoces humilis (Tibetan ground-tit), 2684 nucleotides long. Its product is annotated as flavin-containing monooxygenase 5-like. The record is from RefSeq and is a predicted model, not a curated record. Gene Ontology annotation, molecular function: NADP binding; N,N-dimethylaniline monooxygenase activity; flavin adenine dinucleotide binding. Lineage: Eukaryota; Metazoa; Chordata; Aves; Passeriformes; Paridae.